Molecule: messenger RNA, 1246 nt
Organism: Aspergillus glaucus CBS 516.65
Lineage: Eukaryota; Fungi; Ascomycota; Eurotiomycetes; Eurotiales; Aspergillaceae
Exons: 5
Coding region: 1-1122 (373 amino acids)
Source: RefSeq, a predicted model, not a curated record
AUGGGGUACAGCUUACACGCCGAACUUUUCGGCUCGUAUGCCGUUGGACUAAUGGUCAUUGCUCUGCGUCUGUUCGUGCGUUGGUCGUCAGGAUCCCACAAUUUCUACUGGGACGACCUCUGUCUGGGGUCUGUUGUGGUUUGGUGGACAAUGCACACGGUUUUCCUCUACCUCUUAGAUAACACCGGUUCCAACAUUGGUCUCAAUGAGAAGUCGGCGAUGGAAGUCCCAGACAGCGAGGUACACAAACUUCAACAGGGCGGUAUAUUUGCCUUCCUUGCUUGGAUUUCGUACAUUUGUCUGGUGUGGUCAUUCAAGGGUGUCCUCAUGUUUCUUUACAACCGAAUCACAACUGGUUUAUGGCAGCAUCGCAUGACCCUGAUCAUGGGUGCCUUUUGCGUGUGUACAUUCUUGGCCUCUCUGAUUUUCGAUCUUGCUGUCUGUCAUCCAAUCCAAAAGAAUUGGCAGGUCAAACCGUAUGCAGGGGGUAAGCAUCUGGUCAGUGUCGUCGGAUUUCCAUACGCCCAGCUGACAAAUACACAGAAAACUACGAACAGAACUGACUUGGGCGUCAUGUGUGUCCCAUUGCCGCUUAUCAUCGCGGCCAAAAUCCCACCGCUCCAGAAAUUCAUCUUGGCUCUUCUAUUCUCCUCCGGAAUAUUCGUCAUGAUUGCCGCUGUCCUUCGUACGUACUACUCGAUUUCGAACAUCAACAAACUCUCCGUUGCCCUGGGCUGGGCCUCCCGCGAAGCCCUGGUCUCCGUCUUCGUCGUCUGCGCUCCGGGUAUAAAGCCGCUCUUUGCAAGAUUCAAGUGGUUCCAGUCAUUCAAAUCCUCGUCCAAUGGUUAUAGCAGCAACCAGCGCACCGGGCGCAAUGGCAUGUUCCAUUCCAAGUCUGGAAAUUUCACCGGUAUUAAUAGUACCAAGGAUGAGGGCAAGCAUCCAUACGAGCUGGAUAUUAUGAAGAGGAAUAAAGAUAAGCAUGACGACUCGUCGAACGAGAGUCAGGAGAGAAUUAUUGAGUCUGGGGAGGACGCCAAUAGCCCACCCAGAGAUCAUGCAGGUAUUGUGGUCACAACCGAGUAUACUUUGGCGCAUGACGAUAGGGGAUCAGCGACAUGACCAUUGAGUCAGUCUUUAUAGCCCUUUUGAUUUCCUCGAGAGUGAUGUACUAUUUCUCUGUAUGAUAGAACCAGGAACGGUAAUAUAGUUGACAAGAGUUGUAAUGUCAAAGGUCACGUAUACU